Messenger RNA from Liolophura sinensis, 528 nucleotides. RefSeq names its product 5-hydroxymethyl-dUMP N-hydrolase-like. Gene Ontology annotation, cellular component: nucleus. The record is from RefSeq and is a predicted model, not a curated record. The transcript is spliced from 5 exons. Gene Ontology annotation, molecular function: 5-hydroxymethyl-dUMP N-hydrolase activity. The coding region runs from base 55 to 528 and encodes 157 amino acids. Gene Ontology annotation, biological process: deoxyribonucleoside monophosphate catabolic process. Lineage: Eukaryota; Metazoa; Mollusca; Polyplacophora; Chitonida; Chitonidae.
UUGAGCGCGAAGGACUUGUGGGUUGUUGCGGGCACUGAGAAUACAGAUAAGAUUAUGGGCCUGUUCAUAUAUUUCUGUGGCAGUAUUCGUGGAGGAAGACAAGAUGCUGAAUUAUACCAACGACUGAUUGAGAAGCUGAAAGCUUAUGGUGAUGUUUUAACAGAACAUGUUGGGAAUCCAAAUGUGGAUGAUGAUGAGGAAAAACUGACUGAUAGAGAAAUUUAUGAGAGGGACAUGAAGUGGCUUGAUCAGUGUGAUGUGGUUGUUGCUGAAGUGACCCAGCCGUCCUUAGGGGUUGGCAUUGAGCUAGGGAAGGCCCUCUCCCUGGGGAAGAAGAUCCUGUGCCUCUUUAGACCUUCUAGUGACAAGCGUCUUUCUGCUCUAGUGAGUGGGGCUCAUGACGAUGAGAAGUUCAUUGUGAAAGACUAUAAGGAAAAGGAGGUGGAUGAUAUUCUAAAGGACUUUCUGGGGAAAAAAAUGGGAAAAAACACUACAGCGGGUGGCCCUGAAGGCAGCAUUGGCAUGUAG